This is a messenger RNA of Amphiprion ocellaris (clown anemonefish), 2889 nucleotides long. It is a transcript of the gene nek2, whose product is annotated as NIMA-related kinase 2. NCBI's taxonomy places the organism in Eukaryota, Metazoa, Chordata, Actinopteri, Pomacentridae. Gene Ontology annotation, biological process: protein phosphorylation. The record is from RefSeq and is a predicted model, not a curated record. Bases 1129 to 2466 code for a protein of 445 amino acids. Gene Ontology annotation, molecular function: ATP binding; protein kinase activity. The transcript has 10 exons.
UUUUUGAUUUAGUUAUGUGCAAAUGUUACUUGGUUGAUGGUUAAAGAUAUUUUUAGAAAGCUUUGCUUGAUUGUUUUUCUGCACAGACACUUGUACUGUUCCUUGAGAAAAUUCUAAGGUCCAGUACUUUUGCAUGCGACACAACACAAACCUGUUCAUGACUGUUUAGUAUCUAAAGACAAGUGAGAGUAGUUUAAAAAGCUGAAACCCAAAUUCACCCAAAAGAGUGUAUUACAUUAAAUUUAAAAUAGAUUUUUUUAAAGCAGACAUUUUAAACAGUGACCACUGUUAAAUAAGUUUUUGAAAAAUAUAAAUCUAAGCUUUUGUGAAAUAUGAACUUGCAAGUUUGAAAUUACAGGAUCUAAUGUUCCAAAAACACAUUCCAAAAAAAAAUCUUUUUAAAAGUAUUAAUUUGGCCAUGUAUUUAUUGAAUUUAUCUAUUUAUUAGAUUCUUGGAAUAUGAAUCUUUGGCAGAUUACUCCAAUUACAACAAUGUAACUGAAGCUAAAAGUGAACUUUACAUAAAAGCAAGUCUAGAAAAGUGGGCUUAAAAGUAAUUUAAAAGAAGUUACUGACUCUGCAAGUUUUAUUUCCUCAGUCAAAAGUUGAGGGGACCAAUAAAAAUACAGGAUUGUUCUGAGACAAAAUAACAGCACUGGAGCGCUGAAUCAUUUAGUGUCUGAGGUGUUUUGCAGGGUCGGUGUUCAUAUGCCAUGUUUGUUUUUGUUUUGUUUAUCAAAUCAAACCAUCUUUAAAGUUUUCCUAAAUAAUUAAAUCUCCUGACCCUCUCUCCUUCACGACACUCUGACUUCACCGUGUGUUUUUGGCGCCACCACGUGGAGAGCUAAACAUGCGUCAUCACCCCGCGCUGCUGUCGCGGUUCUCCGGCGCCUAGCAACCUCACAACUUGUGUCCCCGCACCGACCAAUCAGGAGCCGUCGUGCGGACAGAGCGGACCAAUCAGAGUAGAGGAUUUCGGCACCGAUUUAAACUAAGAGCGAGCGCUUCCUGUUUUGUCAACUGCAACACACACAAGCGUGAACGGCCGAGUAGAGAAGGCAAAAGGCAAACUUUUGACCUGUUUCUUCAUCUUUAUCGUCAGAGAAAGCGUCCGUUGACAGAAACAAGAUGCCGUCCCGUGUUGAAGACUACGAGGUGUUGUACACCAUCGGCUCCGGCUCCUACGGAAGAUGCCAGAAAAUAAGACGAAAAACUGACGGGAAAAUUCUGGUGUGGAAGGAGUUGGAUUAUGGCACCAUGGCAGAGAGUGAAAAGCAGAUGCUGGUGUCAGAGGUGAACCUCCUGAGGGAGCUCAAGCACCCGAACAUCGUGAGGUACUACGACCGCAUCAUAGACCGGACCAACACUACACUCUAUAUUGUAAUGGAGUAUUGUGAAGGUGGGGACCUGUCCAGUCUCAUCAGCCGCUGCAUCAAGGAAAGACGUUACCUGGAGGAGCAGUUCAUCCUACGAAUGAUGGCUCAGCUCACGUUGGCCCUGAAGGAGUGUCACAGACGGAGUGACGGCAGGGCCACGGUUCUUCAUAGAGACCUGAAACCAGCCAACAUCUUCCUUGACAGCAAGCAGAACGUCAAGCUAGGCGACUUCGGCCUCGCGAGGAUCCUCAACCACGACACCAGCUUUGCAAAGACGUUUGUUGGAACACCCUACUACAUGUCUCCUGAGCAAAUAAACAGGAUGUCGUACAACGAGAAGUCUGACAUUUGGUCACUGGGAUGUUUGCUGUAUGAACUUUGUGCAUUAUCGCCUCCAUUUACUGCUUACAACCAGAGAGAGCUGGCAGAAAAGAUCAGGGAGGGGAAGUUCAGAAGAAUCCCCUACCGCUACUCUGAGGAACUGAACACCCUACUCAACAAAAUGCUCAACCUAAAGGACUAUAUGAGGCCUUCUGUGGAGUCAAUCCUCCAGAGCAGCCUGCUGAGUGAUGCGGUCGCCGAGGAGCAGCGGAGGACGCAGCUGCGACCCCGAAGGAGACCGGACGACUCCGAAUGUCCCGUCCACAAACCGACCGAACCGGCGCCCGCCUCACCUGCAGAGCUCAGAAUGAGGGAACAGGCGCUGCGGGACAGAGAACAGGCUCUGAAGGAACGUGAGGAAAGGCUGGAGAAAAGGGAGCAGGAGCUGUGUGUUCGUGAGCGACUGUCAAAUGAGAAGCUGUCACGAGCUGAGAGUUUACUGAAGAACUGCAGCCGCCUACAGCAGCAGAGGGAACUAGCACCGUUCUAUGGCAAAGACAUAGAUGUGGACAGCUUGUCACCGGGCAAGAAGAAAGUCCACUUUGCAGGAGAGAGCAAAGAGAACCAGCGGCCCGAUAGUCGCCAGAGCGUGACGUCCCAGGAGGUGAUGCUGAGGAGGCUGCAGGUGGCCAAUCUGCGAGCACAAACACUGAACGAAGUGGAGAAGAUGUGUCAGUUCAAGAGCCGGCAGAUCCUGGACAUUCGCUGAUCAAACUCACAUGACCGACUCAUGGCUGAAGAAAACUUCUGAUAGCUCAGAGUCGUAACAGCUGGAUGUAGCUUAGAAUUUAUUUAUGAUUGCUGAGUAGCUAUGAAGCCAAACAACUCAACCCAAUGCAUCGUUACCUGUUAUAACGAGCUUUUUAGUGUAUUUUUAGAUGGAUGGUUUGAUGAGUGUGUGUGUAGAUAUUACAGGCAGCUAUUGUGAUUGUCACUGUACUGUAUAUUCUUGCUGUAUUGUUUUGUUUCUUUCACAAAUGUUACACCAGGAGACAUAAAAGAGAAGAUUCUUGGAUUUAUUUGUACAUGAAGAGAGAGCAGUCAAUGUAAAAUAACUCAUGUACCUGUGAUGACAAUUAACAUGUUACUAUCAAGAUGGAAAUUUCAAUUUGUAAUAAAUGUAUGAAACUAA